UCGGUUGUGAAGUUACUUUUGUCGAGCUCCAAGAGCUUGUCUAGUAUAGGAUGUAUCCAGUAGCAGUGGUGACUGGGUCCAAUAGAGGAAUCGGUCUGGGGUUUUGUAAAGCGUUAUUACAGAAGAAUGUACACGUUAUAGCAACUGCUCGAAACUCGGUAAAGGGUUCCAACGUAGUGGCUGAUCUACAAAGAGAAAGUCCGAAUUUUCGUUUUUUUCCGUUAGACCUUCUCAGUUACGAAAGUAUACAACGUUUUUUAUUGUUUUUGGAGGACAACUAUAGACAGCUUGAUAUUCUUGUCAAUUCUGCCGCGGUCUGUCCACAACGUUCAGAUCUUUUUGCUUUACAGGAGAGCUUACAGACCAAUUUCUGGGGUUUGAUCUAUCUGACCUUGCAACUCUUUCCACUUAUUGAGAGAGCUGGAAGCGCUCGUAUUCUCAAUGUAUCCAGUGGAGACGGGGAACUUUGUUAUUUUUCCACAGCUCUUAGUUCAGCCAUUCGUAACUGUUUCACACUCCACAUGCUUGUGGAUUUCUCCUAUGGUCUUUGUGCUUCACAGACAACUUUUGGUAAAGUGUUGAUUUGUCGCUCUUGUUCAUGAAGUCCAAUUUUUUAUAUUAAAUAUAGGAUACCCUGAUCUA
Galdieria sulphuraria is the source of this 642-nucleotide messenger RNA. RefSeq names its product short-chain dehydrogenase/reductase SDR. NCBI's taxonomy places the organism in Eukaryota, Rhodophyta, Bangiophyceae, Galdieriales, Galdieriaceae. The record is from RefSeq and is a predicted model, not a curated record. The transcript is spliced from 2 exons. Gene Ontology annotation, molecular function: oxidoreductase activity. Bases 51 to 602 code for a protein of 183 amino acids.